Ruditapes philippinarum (Manila clam) is the source of this 720-nucleotide messenger RNA. RefSeq lists its product as uncharacterized. The transcript has a single exon. The record is from RefSeq and is a predicted model, not a curated record. Lineage: Eukaryota; Metazoa; Mollusca; Bivalvia; Venerida; Veneridae. The coding region runs from base 142 to 720 and encodes 192 amino acids.
GCACCGUUUCCAGCCGAAUGAAAUUACGCUAAUUUAGUACUUUCUGGCCUAAAGCCCUUUAAAUCAACGUCGUCUGGACGAUUGCCAAGCGUCUAAUAUACGCCCUCUUCCUUUUAUAAGCGUUUUUCUGUUGUGAUCAAUAUGGCGAAGCCGGACAAGCAGACAUCUUUACUUUCGUUCCUAAAAUCAUCAAAUUCAGAUGUAAAUAAUAACUUUGAUGGCGAAACACCAUCAUCGCCGAAGAAAGCGAAAAUAGCAAAAGCAGUAUUCCAACACAAAUGGCUAAAGUCCUACUUCUGGUUGAAAUUUGACGAUAACAAAAAUGAGAUGUAUUGCGAUUUUUGUAGAAAUUUACACUAUUGUAAUACCAUGGCCCUGGGAACCAGUAAUUUUAAGACCACAACCCUCCAGAGGCAUGCUGCAAGCAGUGAUCACCACUCUGCAGUAUCAAACAAGUCACACAGACAGCAAUUUAAGGAAGCUGUGCUCAAUGCUGAUAGCAAGGAGUCUAAGUCAAUAAUGUUGGUUAUGAAGGUUGUAUAUUGGUUAGCAAAGGAGUGUAUUCCUCUUACAAAAUAUUCAAGUUUAAUGGAACUUCUUCAGUUUUUAGAGACUCCAAAUAUGAGUGCACUGAAAGUUGGUGAGAAGGUAAAUUACUCCAGCUAUAAGACAGCGUGCGACAUUUUUGUGCUUUAUCUGAUCUUAUUGACAAUGAUGUGA